AUGUACCACGACCUAAGCGCGGCGGGCGCGCUCGUCAAAGUUCAAGGGGAUCACCCUCCUCCCGCGGCAGAAGCCGCGGCACGUCAAGAGGCGAAAGACGAAGAGGCGCUAGCUGGGGAGAUGGCCGCGCGCAAGCGCGCGGAGUUUUACUUCGGGAAGAGAUUUCAGGUGAGGGAGUGCUUUGCACUGCAAGACAAGAACGCAGGGGAAACGACUGCCAAAAGUUACUUCGGGAAGAGAUUACAAGUCCUGGACUGGAGCCCCCCGGAGGACGACGACGACGCGGACGAGCAGAUGGUGUACCCGGACGCGGCGUGUUCACACCUCACGGAGGACGGCGACGAAGGCGAGUACACCGCCGAGUACCAGGUCGCCCGAUUCGACCGGCAGUGGGGCUCGUGUUACGCCCAAAAAAAAGCAAAGUGGGGAAAGAAAGGCUCCGGUUGA
Klebsormidium nitens is the source of this 447-nucleotide messenger RNA. Lineage: Eukaryota; Viridiplantae; Streptophyta; Klebsormidiophyceae; Klebsormidiales; Klebsormidiaceae. The record is from the annotation of a GenBank genome assembly.